Molecule: messenger RNA, 1767 nt
Organism: Thermothielavioides terrestris NRRL 8126
Lineage: Eukaryota; Fungi; Ascomycota; Sordariomycetes; Sordariales; Chaetomiaceae
Product: glycosyltransferase family 22 protein
Exons: 3
Biological process (GO): protein N-linked glycosylation
Cellular component (GO): endoplasmic reticulum membrane
Molecular function (GO): alpha-1,6-mannosyltransferase activity
Source: RefSeq, a predicted model, not a curated record
CUUCCCCUCUCAAUACCCGGGCUUAUCCUGGCCCACCUCGUCGUCGCCCCCUACACGAAAGUCGAGGAGUCGUUCAACAUGCAGGCUGCCCACGACGUGUUGGUCUAUGGCACGCCCACUUCCGACAUUCACCACAAGCUGUCCAGCACAUAUGACCACUUCACCUUUCCGGGCGCCGUCCCCCGGACCUUCAUCGGCCCCGUGAUGCUGGCCGGGUUCGCCCAGCCCGUCGUGGCGCUCGUCGGCUUCCAGCACGCCCAGCUUAUCGUGAGAGCCAUCCUGGGCCUCUUCAACGCCGCCUGUAUCCUCAUGUUUGCUUGGAAUAUUAAGCGUGCAUACGGCGCCGGGACAGCGAGGUGGUACUUGCUCCUCCAAGCAAGCCAGUUCCACGUCGUGUUCUACGCCUCCAGGACGCUGCCGAACAUGUUCGCCUUUGGACUGACAACACUUGCUUUCGCCUUCCUUCUUCCGAACCCCAGCAGCUUCGCUCGCACAGCCGGACGGCAGCGCAUGUCCAUAGCCAUGUUCGUCUUCGCCGCCGCCGUCUUCCGGUCCGAGGUCGCCUUGCUGCUGAUCACCACCGUGUUCUACCUCGUGCUCGUCCCAGAACUCUCGCUCGAGCGUGUCAUCUUCCCUUUCGCCACCUCCUUCCUCACUGCGCUAGCCACAUCCAUCCCAAUCGACAGCUACUUCUGGCAGCGCCCGCUGUGGCCCGAGCUCUGGGGUUUCUAUUACAACGUCGUGCAAGGCGCCGCCUCCAACUGGGGCGUCUCGCCCUGGCACUACUACUUCUCGUCCGCCCUACCUCGCCUGCUGGUCAACCCCCUUACGUACACUGCCCUUAUCCCCUUUUCGCUCUGGCACCCCGCCCUCCGCCGCGCCGCCGCCAAACUUGUGAUCCCCUCGGUGCUCUUCAUAGCCAUUUACUCCUUCCAGCCGCACAAAGAAACCAGGUUCAUUUUCUACGCCGUCCCGCCCUUAACCGCAGCCGCCGCGCUGUCCGCCAACUUCCUCUUUGCCCGGCAGCGCAAAUCCAAGGCUCCGAUCGCCUCAACCCUGCUAACCGCCGCCCUCCUCCUCUCUGUCCUCGCCUCCUUGCUCGCCAGCACCGCCAUGCUCGCCCUCUCAGCACUCAACUACCCCGGCGGCGAGGCCGUGUCCCAUCUGCGCUCUGUCGUGCUCCAGGACCCUACCGCUGCCGCUGCUGCCGCCGACGGCAACCCCUCCUCCGCCAUCAUUCCCGUGCACGCAGACGUACUCACCUGCAUGACAGGCCUCACCCUCUUCAGCACCACAUCCUCCUCCUUCCCACCCUCCACCCUGCUCGACGCAACGUCGACAAGCUCACCACCGCUCAUCGGCCAGCAGCAGCAGCACCAGAACGACGGGCACCGCGGCGGCGGCGGCGGCGUGCGCCUGGCCGUCGACAGAACCGAGGACCCGCGCACCCUCGCCCGCCCCGACUUCUGGCGCCGCUUCGCCUACCUCGUGCUGGAGGACCCGGCCGCCAUCCCCGCCGGCGCCGGCGAGUGGGAGCCCGUCGCCGUCGUGCAGGCCUACGCGGGCAUCGAGGUCCUCCGGCCCAGCAGCAGCAGCAGCAGCAGCAGCGGAGCCGCCGUCGCGCGUCCUCCGGUCGUGGGCAACGGGAGGCUCAUCGCGGCGUGGAAGCGUCGCGUGCGCGCCGUCACGGGCGGGUGGUGGAUCGGCCCGCGUAUGGUGGAUCGCGUGUAUAUCCUGCGCCAGCGGCGGGGGGUUGCGGACGGGAGA